AUGAUGAUUUCCAGUUGAUACAGAGGACUUUUAUGGAGAAGCACUACCAGGAGUUUGAUGACUCGGAAGAAAACAAGCUCAUCUAUACUUCUAUUUUUAAUGAAUAUAUCUCUUUAGUAGAGAAAUACAUUGAAGAAAAAUUGCUUGAUCGGAUUCCUGGUUUUAAUAUGACUGCUUUCACAAUGUCAUUGCAACAGCACAAAGAUGAGAUGGCAGGUGAUAUAUUUGAUAUGCUUCUCACGUUUACUGACUUUCUGGCUUUCAAAGAAAUGUUCUUGGAUUACAGAGCUGAAAAAGAAGGUCGAAGUCUGGAUUUAAGCAGUGGGUUAGUGGUGACUUCAUUAAACAAAUCAUCAAUAUCCUCCUCCUAG
Messenger RNA from Fulmarus glacialis (Northern fulmar), 371 nucleotides. It is a transcript of the gene ARL2BP, whose product is annotated as ADP-ribosylation factor-like 2 binding protein. The record is from RefSeq and is a predicted model, not a curated record. Gene Ontology annotation, biological process: maintenance of protein location in nucleus; positive regulation of tyrosine phosphorylation of STAT protein. The transcript has 4 exons. The annotation marks the transcript as partial. NCBI's taxonomy places the organism in Eukaryota, Metazoa, Chordata, Aves, Procellariiformes, Procellariidae. Gene Ontology annotation, cellular component: mitochondrial intermembrane space.